AAUCAGGAAUACAUAGAAAAGAAAAAGCUGGUUACAGGGGUUUUGGGUUUGGAGAAAUCAUCCCAUUUCACCAUAAUGGCGGAUUCUGCAUGCAGAAAACUCAGAGACGGCGUGCUUGAGGGAGAGCUCGCACCAGUUCUUCUCAUAUCGGAUGCAAAUGGAAAUUCGAUUGCAGGCCCCUCUAUUUUUCACUACUUCGUGCGUUCACUUGCAUCCAACAUUACCUCUUCCCGAUCUCAAGCAAAGGGUCUGGUCAUGGUGGCUUACAAUCGCACUCCUGAUUUCUACAUGAAAUUAUUGACAUCCGCUGGCCUGGACAGAGGACUGAAUAGCUGGUUUCAGGUAUUAGACUGUUUCACUGAUCCACUUGGAUGGAAGAAAAAGGUUCUUGAUAAUUUAAAACCUCAUAAUUCAGAGACCUCUGAGAUACAGCAGGAACAAGUAACACAUGCAGGCUUUACUGUUUAUAGGGAUGUAGGAAAUGUGGAUGGCUUGAUGUCUGCUAUCAUAUCAUCAGGUGGAGGAUUAAUUGGGAAUCAGUGCAAAGCUCGUUUUUCUGUUGCCAUUGAUUUGGUAAGCAUCAUGAUGAGACAUCUAUCAUUGCCCUCGGUAGCAAGCCUCAUAAAUAACCUUCGUUGUCAUGAUCAAAUCUCAUGUGUCUUAUUGUUGAUUCACUCUGAUGUACACAACCUCAGGACCUCAAUGGCUCUUGAAUACAUGUCCACUAUGGUAGCUUUUAUAGAGCCAAUUGCUCCUCUACCUAGAGAUUCACCUGAAUUGAAAAGCCAUCCUUACAAUCUGGCUGCCUUAGAAGAAAACUUAAAAAGAGGGAGGUUUCGUUUACGUAUGAAACGCCGAAAUGGGAGAGUUCAAGAACAGAUAGAAGAAUUUAUGCUGGAGCAGGCAGAUGUGAAGUUUUCACCAAUUACACAUGGGAAUUUGGUUCUUAGAGGAAGUAGUAAUAUUCCACAGGUCCAAUUCAAUCUUCAAUUGACAGAGAGGGAACGUCAGGACCGUGCAAAAGUUACUCUUCCAUUUGAGCACCAAGGAAAUGGCAAGGAGAUACAUAUCUAUGAUGGAAGAAAAGGAAGUACUGAAUGGAAAGCUUCACCUGUUUCAGAUUCUCAAGAAGCUACUAGGAAUUCAGUUAUUGCUUCAUCUGUUACAUCAAAGGAAGGGGGAAGAGGUGAGAUACAUUAUGUGCGAGAUUCAGAUGAUGAGGCACCUGAUUCUGAUGAAGAUCCUGAUGAUGAUUUGGAUAUCUGAAGAUCAAAAGAAAACAAAAAAUAGUUUUGAUAUUUUGAGAUUCGAUAUUAGUAAUUUUUGAUUGAUCAGGUCAGAGAAGGCUCAGUGUAGAGACCCCUUUUAGUGUUGGGUCCUAAGAUAAAGGGUUUCAUUUUUACACCACGAUGCCAAAUCAUUGAGAAAACCAGCCAGGGAAGAUAGGAUCGUGGGAUGUGUACCCUACCCUAUCUUUUCAAUUCAAUGUUAAUGGCAAAAACGUGCAUAUUUUCUUCCUUGCAGAGCAAAUUGUGCGUGAGAAAAUUUCGUCAAGAACUAUGUAGUUUAUUGGUUUGCAGGUUUUGGUGUGAUAGGAGAUCAUAAUCUUGAAGGAAGAAAAUGAUUAAAUAAUUAUUGUGAAUUUACAAACUUGCUUUCAAAAGCAAUAAAGGAAAUGUAACUUAUCGUGUAAACCUGAUUAAAAAUUGGCAAAAGGGCUGAUAUACUGUUAUGAUCUUUCAAAUUGAGUACAGGGAAUGAAUUUUGGUUU
Molecule: messenger RNA, 1771 nt
Organism: Cryptomeria japonica (Japanese cedar)
Lineage: Eukaryota; Viridiplantae; Streptophyta; Pinopsida; Cupressales; Cupressaceae
Product: elongator complex protein 5
Exons: 9
Coding region: 76-1266 (396 amino acids)
Biological process (GO): tRNA wobble uridine modification
Cellular component (GO): elongator holoenzyme complex; nucleus; cytosol
Molecular function (GO): tRNA binding
Source: RefSeq, a predicted model, not a curated record